This is a messenger RNA of Arabidopsis thaliana (thale cress), 2666 nucleotides long. RefSeq names its product 5'-3' exonuclease family protein. The record is from RefSeq and is marked reviewed. Bases 723 to 2468 code for a protein of 581 amino acids. Gene Ontology annotation, molecular function: 5'-3' DNA exonuclease activity; nuclease activity; hydrolase activity, acting on ester bonds. NCBI's taxonomy places the organism in Eukaryota, Viridiplantae, Streptophyta, Magnoliopsida, Brassicales, Brassicaceae. Gene Ontology annotation, cellular component: nucleus. The transcript is spliced from 13 exons.
GUCAAAAUCCCUAAUUAGAAUUUUCCCGCCAGAUUUGUCAAAACACCCCUCCUCGAUUGUCGAUACAGUCCAGGUUCCUGAAAUGUUCUCGUCAGGGCGACAUUAGGGUUUCUUCAUUCCCGUCCUUCAGAUUCGUAUUUGAAACAGGAAGGAGAGAAAAAUGGGUAUACAAGGGCUUUUGCCGUUGUUGAAAUCGAUAAUGGUACCGAUUCAUAUCAAGGAGCUCGAGGGUUGUAUCGUCGCCGUCGAUACAUAUUCAUGGCUACACAAAGGGGCUUUAUCUUGUAGCCGAGAGCUCUGCAAGGGAUUACCCACCAAGAGGCAUAUUCAAUACUGUAUGCAUAGAGUGAAUUUACUUCGCCAUCAUGGAGUGAAGCCUAUCAUGGUCUUUGAUGGAGGUCCGUUACCGAUGAAACUAGAACAAGAGAAUAAGCGUGCUAGGUCCAGAAAGGAAAAUCUUGCUCGUGCAUUGGAGCAUGAAGCAAAUGGAAAUUCCUCAGCUGCUUAUGAGUGCUACUCAAAGGCCGUAGAUAUUUCACCUUCUAUUGCACAUGAGUUGAUACAGGUAACAGUACUCUUCUCCUGAUAAAAAGAUUCAUAGUUGUCUUUAAUUGCUUUGUUUUCCAUUUCUUUGAACCGAAGUUUUCUAAUUUCUACCAUUCAAGGUUCUGAGGCAGGAGAAUGUUGAUUACGUUGUUGCUCCUUACGAAGCUGAUGCGCAGAUGGCAUUCUUAGCUAUUACUAAGCAAGUUGAUGCGAUUAUCACUGAGGAUUCUGAUCUCAUACCUUUUGGCUGCCUAAGAAUCAUUUUCAAAAUGGACAAGUUUGGUCAUGGUGUUGAGUUUCAAGCCUCCAAGCUACCCAAAAAUAAGGAUCUCAGUCUAUCAGGAUUUUCAAGCCAAAUGCUUCUCGAAAUGUGCAUAUUAAGUGGCUGCGAUUAUUUGCAGUCACUUCCAGGAAUGGGACUCAAAAGAGCACAUGCACUCAUUACAAAAUUCAAAAGCUAUGACAGGGUAAUUAAGCACUUAAAGUACAGCACAGUUUCAGUUCCUCCUCUUUAUGAAGAGUCAUUCAAGAGAGCUUUACUGACUUUCAAGCAUCAACGUGUCUAUGACCCAAAUGCUGAAGAUAUCAUACACUUGUGUGACAUUUCUGACAACCUUGGUGAAGAUUCAGAUUUUGUAGGCCCAUCGAUGCCACAAGAUAUUGCUAAGGGUAUAGCUCUAGGCCAGCUUGAUCCCUUCACACAGUUGCCAUUCCAGGCUGAGAGUGUUACUCCUAAAUUGGCUGUUGAUGAUAUAUCCCGUCCCAAAAGUUUCAAACCUGAAACUGUAAAGAAAAAGCUUGAUUUGCCAGUCCAAAAAAACCUUCUCACCAAGUACUUCUGCUUUGCGUCUGUUGAGGCAAAAAGAAAAUUCAAGGCUCCUAGGAUAUCACCAAUGUCUCUGACCCCAACUGAUGAGUCUCCAAGCAUUCCUGAUGACAACACACCAGAUUUAGAUGCUCUUUCAAGCCAGACAACAAAUGAAUCCCCGGUUUAUAGCUUGGGUGAGAAUCCAUGUGUUAGCGAAGUUGCAGAGAAAAGAGAUUCACCCGAUGACGAUGCAGUGGAAAGGAAUCACAAGGACCUUCAUCAUAAAUACUGCGAACGGGAAGUGGAUAGGCCGAAGUCAGAUAGUUUGAAGGUUAUAGUAAGAAGCAAGUAUUUUAAGCAGAAACAGGAGGACAAAAGUCUGAAACAAUCGAUCCCAUGUCUUAAUGAUUGCUCUGUGAUUGGUCAGAGAAAGGCUGUUAAAACUGUGAUUAACAUGUCAAGCGCGUCUAAAAGAGAAGAGAGUCACAGAGCUAUAGCAACAAGUCCAUGUUUACACCAUGACCGAAUCUACAACGAUCAUGAAGAUGCUAAAGAAGCGAGUUUCUCUGCCAUGAACGAGGUGGCUGAGAGAACAAUAAACACCCACAAGAUUAACCAUCAGAUCAAUGAAGAAGAACAGAACCCAUCCGUUGAAAUUCCUUCUGCCUUUAGUACUCCCGAGAAUGUUAUACCUCUCUCUUCCAUUGCUAUUGAUAGUUGCCAUGGAGUUGCAACAGGGAAGAGGAAGCUUGACUCAGAUGAAAACCUUCACAAGGAAAAUUUGAAAUCCAAGCACAUGCGCAUGGAUGAAACUGAUACUGCUCUUAAUGCAGAAACACCAUUAGAAACCGAUGAUGUUGAGAAGUUUGGAUCGAACAUUUCACAUAUAGGGCAUUACUCAGAAAUAGCAGAGAAAUCAGUGGAAAGAUUUGUCUCAGCUAUAUCGUCUUUCAAAUAUUCUGGGACUGGCUCUCGUGCUAGCGGUCUCCGUGCCCCUCUCAAAGAUAUCCGCAACACUUGUCCGUCCAAAGGGUUAUCUCUUAAACCAGACAUCAGCAAGUUUGGCUAUGCGUCAAGCAACCGACACAUGGUGACAAAGUCAAGGAGAAUGUGAGCUCAGAUUUGUAAGUUAACCAUCUCUUUAGAGCCACAUGUGAGAGCUUUAGCUUUAGAAUUAACUUCUUGGUCGCAUGAUGAUAUUUUUGGUGUUGUGUCUGUAUUAGCUUUCUACUUACUGUGCAUAGCAUUCUUGUUCAAAGACACUUCACACAACAGUUGGAUUCAUAAAUGAAACAACUUUCAACUUGUCAUC